ACCCCCACCACCACCACGUGCGUCUCAAUGGCGGCGGCGGCGGUCUCUAGGCGCGGGGUCUCCCUGGUCGCCGCUCUUCCCCGCCUCGCCGCCUCCACGGUCUCUACGGGGGCCUCUCGUCCUCCACCCGCUCUUCCCCGCCUGGCCUCGCUGGCAACUUUGACCCCCACGAAGAUCUCCACAAUCCCCGCCAUGCACCGCUCCGCAGUCCCCUCUCGGGGUUCUGCGGUCGCUGCGUUCGUCUCCGGGGUCAGCCCAAAUCCGUUUUUGCGCAGUCCUUCCUCAGUUGUACCCCCUCGGGGGGCUUCUACGAGCACACCGAGCGGCCCUUCGCGUGCGUUUUCUAGCGGAGCCCGUGGUGACGACGAGGAUGGAGAGGAGGAUGAUGAUGAUGAUGCGACGAGCGGCAGGAGGAGGAGGAAGAAGAUUUGGGAUCCGACCGCGACAGAGUCUGGCGAGGACAUGGAUGAGCAGCAGCAACAACAGCAGCACUUGUCUGAGAUGGAGGCCAUGCUGGAUCCCAGAGCGCAUGUGGCGGGGGACAUCGUGGGGAUGUCUCUGGACGUUCUGGUCGCUGCUCUGCAUCAAGAGAACGGACGUGACCUCUGUGUCAUUAAUGUUCCGCCAGAGCUCAACUACGUGGACUACUUUGUGGUUGUCACCGGGAGCUCAACGCGACACCUGCGCGCCAUGGCCGAAUACACGCACAGCUUGUACAAAUAUCUGAAAAUGACAAAGUAUGAACAUGUACGCAUAGAAGGCCACGACACUGACGACUGGAUGUGUAUAGACUUUGGUAACAUUGUCGUUCACUUCAUGUUGGAGGAUGUGCGCGAGCGCUUGGAGUUGGAGAAGCUUUGGACUUUACGCGAGGACGAUGAUCAGUUGUCGAGCAUCCCAUGUGAAACCUUCCCGCUGGAGUUUGUCGGAGAUCCUACCGAGUUCUUUAAGCAAGAGGUGCUCACAAAGAAGACCACCCCACAUGCUCCAUUCGGGUGAAUGAACAAAAGUUGAAUUUGUGAAUGCUGUCAAGAAUUUGUAAACAUUUGGUCAUGCCAGCCUGUGGCACCUUUGUAAGUUGUGUUAUAUAUGUUUUGCGAAAUAAACGUUUCCCGUUUAGUUUCUUG
Lethenteron reissneri (Far Eastern brook lamprey) is the source of this 1127-nucleotide messenger RNA. It is a transcript of the gene MALSU1, whose product is annotated as mitochondrial assembly of ribosomal large subunit 1. Lineage: Eukaryota; Metazoa; Chordata; Hyperoartia; Petromyzontiformes; Petromyzontidae. Gene Ontology annotation, biological process: negative regulation of ribosome biogenesis; negative regulation of translation. Gene Ontology annotation, molecular function: ribosomal large subunit binding. The record is from RefSeq and is a predicted model, not a curated record. Gene Ontology annotation, cellular component: mitochondrion.